AUGAGAAGAAGGCGAGAUUCACAUAGAAGAAGGGGUAGAUUCACAGGAAAGAAGGGGGUAGAUUCACAGGAGAAAAAGGCGCAGAUUCACAGGAAGAGGGGUAGAUUCACAGGAGAAGAAGGCGCAGAUUCACAGGAGAAGAAGGCGCAGAUUCUCAGGAGAAGAAGGCGCAGAUUCACAGGAGAAGAAGGGGUAGAUUCUCAGGAGAAGAAGGCGCAGAUUCACAGGAGAAGAGGGGUAUUCUCAGGAGAAGAAGGCGCAGAUUUCACAGGAAAGAGGGGUGAUUCUCAGGAGAAGAAGGCGCAGAUUCACAGGAGAAGAAGGGGUAGAUUCUCAGGAGAGGAGGCGCAGAUUCACAGGAGAAGAAGGGUAGAUUCUCAGAGAAGAAGGCGAAGAAGGGGCAGAUUCCCAGGAGAAGAAGGGGUAGAUUCCCAGCUGAAGAAGGCGCAGAUUCUCAGGAGAAGAAGGGGAGAUUCCCAGGAGAAGAGGGCGCAGAUUCCCAGGAGAAGAGGGCGCAGAUUCCCAGGAGAAGAGGGCGCAGAUUCUCAGGAGAAGAAGGCGCAGAUUCUUAGGAGAAGAAGGAGCAGAUUUUCAGAGGAAGAAGAAGUAGAUUUUCAGUAUAAGAAGGAGCUAAUUUUCAGAAGAAGGAGUAGAUUUUCAGAAGAAGAAGGAGCAGAUUUUCAGGAGAAGAAGGAGCAGAUUUUCAGAAGAAGAAGGAGCAGAUUUUCAGGAGAAGAAGGAGCAGAUUUUCAGAAGAAGAAGGAGCAGAUUUUCAGGAGAAGAAAGGAGCAGAUUCCACAGGAAAGAAUAGAACUUAGGAGAAGGAAGAGAUUUUCAGAAGAGAGAGAAGAAGGCGCAGCAGAUUUCACACAGGAGAAGAAAGGCGCAGAUUCAGGGAAGAAAAGUGGGAGAUUCAGGAGAAGAAGGCCGCAGAUUCACAAUGAGAAGAAAAGGGGCAGAUUCUCCCAGGAGAGAAGGCGCAGAUUCACAGGAGAAGAAGGGGUAGAUUCUCAGGAGAAGAAGGCGCAGAUUCACAGGAGAAGAAGGGGUAGAUUCUCAGGAGAAGAAGGCGCAGAUUCACAGGAGAAGAAGGGAAAGAAAUUAAGCAGGAUUCCCAGGAAGGAAGAAGCAGAUUUAAUAGAAGGAGCAGAUUCCCAGGAAGAAGAAGGAGAGAUUUUCCCGGUGAAAGAAGGAGCAGAUUCUCAAGGAAGAAGGGGCAGAUUUUCCCAGGAGAAGAAGGGAGCAGAUUUUCAGAAAGAAGAAGGGGAUUCGAUUUACAGCUCGGAAGAAGAAGCAGAUUCUUAUAGAAGAAGAGCAGAUUCCAGGAGAAGAGGGCGCAGAUUCUCAGGAGAAGAAGGAGAGAUUUUCCAGAAUGAAAAGGGAGCAGAUUUUCAGGAGAAGAAGGCGCAGAUUUUUCAGGAAAAGAAGGAGCAGAUUUUCAGGAAGAAGGAAGCAGAUUUUAGAGAAGAAGGAGCAGAUUUCAGUGAGAAGAGGAGAAGUUUCAGGAAGAAGAAGGAGCAGAAUUUUCAGGAGAAGAAGGAGCAGAUUUUCCUUUUGGAGAGGAAGGAAGCAAGGGGUUUUUCAGAAGAAGAAUUUGAGCAAGAUUUUCAGGAGAAGAAGGGGCAGAUUCUCAGGAGAAGAAGGAGCAGAUUUUCAGAAGAAGAAGGAGCAGAUUCUCAGAAGAAGAAGGAGCAGAUUCUCAGGAGAAGAAGGGGCAGAUUCUCAGGAGAAGAAGGGGCAGAUUCUCAGGAGAAGAAAGGGCAGAUUCCCAGGAGAACGAAGGCAAGCAGUAUUUCCAAGAAGAAGAAGGAGCCAGAUUUUCACAGGAAGAAGGAGGGCAGAUUUUCCCAGGAAGAAGAAUGGGGAGCAAUUCUUCAGGGAGAAGCAAGGGGAAGAAGAAGGGGCAGAUUCUCAGGAGAAGAAAGGGCAGAUUCCCAGGAGAAGAAGGAACAGAUUCUCAAGAGAAGAAGGCGCAGAUUCUCAGGAGAGGGGGCAGAUUCCCAGGAGAAGAUGGGGCAGAAUCUUAGGAGAAGAAGGGGCAGAUUCCUAGGAGAAGAAGGGGCAGAUUCUCAGGAGAAAAAGGUGCAGAUUCUCAGGAGAAGAAGGGGCAGAUUCUCAGGAGAAGAAGGGGCAGAUUCCCAGGAGAAGAAGGCGCAGAUACUCAGGAGAAGAAGGGGCAGAUUCUCGGGAGAAGAAGGGGCAGAUACUCAGGAGAAGAAGGGGCAAAUUCUCAGGAGAAUAAGGCGCAGAUUCUCAAUAGAAGAAGGGGCAGAUUCCCAGGAGAAGAAGGCGCAGAUUCACAGGAGAAGAAUGAGCAGAUUCUCAGAAGAGGAAGGGCCAGAUUCUCAGGAGAAGAAGGGGCAGAUUCUCAUCAGAAGAAGGGGCAGAUUCGCAGGAGAAGAAGGCACAGAUUCACAGGAGAAGAAUGAGCAGAUUCUCAGAAGAGGAAGGGCCAGAUUCUCAGGAGAAGAAGGGUCAGAUUCUCAUCAGAAGAAGGGGCAGAUUUUCCCAUGGGAGAAGGGGGCAAGAUUCUCAUCGAGAAAGAAGGGGCAGAUUCCCAGGAGAAGAAGGCGCAGAUUCACAGGAGAAGAAUGA
This is a messenger RNA of Macrobrachium nipponense, 2595 nucleotides long. RefSeq names its product trichohyalin-like. NCBI's taxonomy places the organism in Eukaryota, Metazoa, Arthropoda, Malacostraca, Decapoda, Palaemonidae. The record is from RefSeq and is a predicted model, not a curated record. The transcript has 5 exons. Bases 1 to 2595 code for a protein of 864 amino acids.